Pieris brassicae (large cabbage white) is the source of this 3686-nucleotide messenger RNA. Its product is annotated as choline/ethanolamine kinase. Gene Ontology annotation, molecular function: choline kinase activity; ethanolamine kinase activity. Gene Ontology annotation, biological process: phosphatidylethanolamine biosynthetic process; CDP-choline pathway. The transcript has 10 exons. The coding region runs from base 14 to 1825 and encodes 603 amino acids. Gene Ontology annotation, cellular component: cytoplasm. The record is from RefSeq and is a predicted model, not a curated record. Lineage: Eukaryota; Metazoa; Arthropoda; Insecta; Lepidoptera; Pieridae.
UUCGAGUUCAUGAAUGUCUAAUACGUGGUUUCUGGAAAAAUUACUAGUGUGCGGAUACGCAAUUUGUAAUAAAUUGGAAAUUAAUGGGAAAUUUCACCGGUCUUUCAAUAGAAAGUUUGUGAGAUAUGGGAUAAUGCGGUCGGCGGGGACGGAUGGUGUCGGCUCUUCUUCGAGCAGCGAAGGGGCAUGGCCUAGAGUAGGAGGCCGACAUCCUCGGCCAAGCGAAUCUCUCACGUCUAGCACCAUCGACACUGCAACUUCAACAUCACGUCCGUCUUUAACUUCUUCCAUUUCAAGAUUUCGAUCAGACUUCGAGCAGUUGAAAUGCAAGGCCCGAAUCUUCGGUGAGUCUAUGAAUUUGUGUCGAUGCAUCGCUGAUGACUAUAACAAACGACUUGGGUUUAUGGAGAAGCGACUAAUUAACUUAGAACAGAGACAAAGGCUUACGGGUGAGAGCAACUACUCAGCCAUCAUACAGAAGAACCAGAAGCUAUCACACAAGACUAAGCAAGACGUUAAGAAACUACAGAUGUGCGGAAGCGAGGAAGAAAUGCGUGAAGUGGCUGGAAGGAUCUGUCGGAACUACCUCCACGGCGCCUGGAAGACUGUAGACCCCAGAGACCUAGACUUUAAAAGGAUUAGCGGAGGCCUGUCCAACUUCUUGUAUUACGUCGCUUUGCCGGAGUCGCGGGCUUCGUAUCGCGAUGCGCCACAGGACCGCAUCAAGACGCUCAGCGAACACUCUUUUUCUCUAGACGAGCCCAAAAAGGUGUUGCUGCGUAUUUACGGCCAGGUGCACGGCGAGCGGGCGAUGGAUGCGAUCGUAACCGAAUCUGUGAUAUUCACGUUGUUGUCCGAGCGGCGUCUCGGGCCCAAACUGCACGGGGUGUUCUCUGGGGGACGCAUCGAGGCAUACAUUCCGGCGCGAUCCCUCCUCACCAAAGAGCUAUCAGAGCCAGCCCUAUCCAUGAAGAUAGCCGAGAAGAUGGCGGCCAUACACUGCAUGGAGGUCCCGCUGUCUAAGGAACCCAACUGGCUGUGGAAGACCAUGUCUAAGUGGCUGCGGACCGCUAGAGAAGAACGGUUCACGGUGCACGAUCUGAAAGGCGAGGAACGCAAAAUAAUGGAGCGUCUCCGCUCGGUCGAGUGGGACGCGGAGAUCGAGUGGGUCCGGAAGCUGACCAACACCGUCAACUCUCCCGUCGUCUUCUGCCACAACGACAUGCAAGAGGGAAACGUGCUCCUGGUCGAAGAGGAGACGAGCGCGGAAGAAGAGGAAGGCGUGCUGGUGCAGACCUAUCCCCUGGAAGAUUCGAGCGACUCGGUGUCCUCGAGCCUGUCGGACCUCGGCGAGCCGCGGCUGAUGCUGAUCGACUUCGAGUACUGCGCCUACAACCAUCGCGCGUUCGACAUCGCCAACCACUUCCAGGAGUGGAGCUACGACUACAGCAACUCCCAGCAUCCCUUCUACUUCGAGUACCUGGACCAGGAACCCACGCUCGAGCAGAAGGAGAUCUUCAUAAAGGAGUACCUGAAGGCCUACCGCAGCGGCUGGGCGCGGGCCGGCGGGGGCCCGGAGGCGGAGGCGCCGUCCGUGGCCGACGUCAACCAGCUGCUGGGCGAGGUGGACGCCUUCCAGCCCGUGAGCGACCUCUUCUGGAGUCUCUGGUCGAUCGUCAACGCCUCCAAGAGCCAGAUACCGUUCGGGUACUGGGAGUUCGCGCUGUCUCGUCUGGAGACCUACCUGCGGUUGAAGCGGGAGCUGAUCAAAAAGGAGAAGUGCGGUCUCCCUCACAAGAGGAAAAUCUGCGAAGUGGACAUAUGAACCGGCGCCGGACACACCUGACACGCAGUCGUGUCCACCUGAAGGUUCUCAGCGAGACGUUCUUUUAACCAUAUUAUUAGUUAGCGAGAGACACCCCUCCGCCGCCAGGUUCUUUUUUAAUCUUACGACUGGUCUUUUUAAUCCCGAAUAGAACUGCACAAAUAAAUAUAAUAUUUCCGGGUUAGAAACUGAAAUUCGAUGAAACGUUCAUUUUCAAUCACAUUUGCUACUGAAUAUGUUCGUCGUGAAUAUUUAAGUCCCAAAAAAUAAAAAUGAAAGAACUUAAAAUUGACCGAGACCUCGCCCUUAGAUGUAAAUAUUGUAGAUGUUUUGUUGUCGUGUACAUAUUUCGAAUCGGACGUUAUUCGUAGAAGCCGACUCGAUCUUCGAUAUUCUAUUUAUUACACGGUCUCGACUAAAGUGAGCUUUCGUCUCUUUCUGCGCAAUUGCGUUCUAGCUUAGGAGAAGAGCCAGUCGUUGGGAACCGGUCAGAAACAAUCGUAAAAAGACUGAUUGAGACGGUAACUUUCUUUUCUCUGGUUCAUUAGCUCGUCGACGUAAAAAUAAAUGUAAAUUCCUCGUCGAACAAAUAAACUGAAAUAAGAUUUGGUAUAAGUUGUAAAUAAAUUAUUCCUUAGGCUUCGUCCCUCGCUCGGUGCGUGUCGGGCGAUACGAAAUUGUGUAAAUCGAUUAAUUUAUUAAACGUUUUCAAAACGUCAAUCGUCACCGCUAGAUGUCGCCUUUUCAAAUCGGAGAACACUAGUAGAGAAACAGAUUUUACACUAUGAAGCCUUACAAUUAUUAAACGAAGUAUUGGAUUGUAUAUUCUAUACAUAUAUACAUAGGAGUUGGAGGAGUAGGAGGCGAAAGGGAUGUGACUGAUGUGCGAGCGGACCUCGGGCCGCGCAGUUUGGGUCCAAAGCGUCGCAGUUCGCCAACUCGAAUAUGUGACGCACUGAACUGACAUAAUAUGGCUACUAACAGGCAUUCGAUGUGACACGGACGCGUAUAGGGCUUCGGCACGUUUGCUGACUUUGUACAGUGCUUCAGAGCAGCUAUGUCGUUGCUCAACGACACGCCGUCCCGAGUUUAAAGUCAGUUCUCUGUCUGGCUGAUCCUUUUCGAUAUUUCAGGUAAUAGUCGAGCUGAAUCUGUUCAUAAAUUAUGCCGAGUCAUUGACGCUGUUAAAAUUAAGUAUUAUCCAGUAUGAUAAAUGUAAUAUCCCGCUUGAGCGUAUUUGCUUUUUCUUCGUAUAUUCGUUUACAUAAAGCGAGUGACGGAUGUACCCGAAGAGAACGUUAGUCGAAGCGAAUAGGUAAUACGUUAUAACCUCUCGCUCUGCAUACCCAAGCAAUACUAAUAAGCACACACGACUAGACGAUAUUUUGAGUACUUAUAUUAUACAAUUAUUUUUAUUGUUUAAUUUAUUAAAUUAAAUGUGUAAUACGAAUGAUAAUUGUGAUGUUGUAAAUAACCGUAAUUUUUAGCGACGUCAUUCAUCGGUACUCAAUUCUAAAUUUCGAAAUAUAUACUCCGGUGCCUAUAAGUAAAUAGGCCACUCGCCGAACAGAACUUUAUUCGUCCUCGUUUAUCUAGGUGUUGUAUGUUCAAAAUUAAAAAAUAAUCCUGACGCACAGUCCAAAAAGCUAACAUGAAAUAAUAUCUAUAUAUAUUAACAAAAAUAGCUUUUGUCAUUUCAAGGUUUUCUGUGAUUUCGAUUUUAUUUAAUUAUAUUAAUAUGUUAUGUUCUGAUAUAUUGUGACGGUACAAAGUGAGAAUGUAAACAAUGUGUACUACUAUUGUGAUGUAUGAAGGACAUUUUGUAUUUAGUGCUGGAUUUUAAUAAAAUGUUUUAAAUAUU